Yarrowia lipolytica CLIB122 is the source of this 624-nucleotide messenger RNA. RefSeq lists its product as uncharacterized. The record is from RefSeq and is a predicted model, not a curated record. NCBI's taxonomy places the organism in Eukaryota, Fungi, Ascomycota, Dipodascomycetes, Dipodascales.
AUGCCCAAACUCGUCGACCAAUACGCUGUUUUUGAGGAAGUCACAAUUGUCCCUACUCCUACGGCUUACGAGCAGAUCACCAUUACCGCCGACUUUGCUAAGCAUGCUCUUGCUCUUGCUGCCUUCCCUCUCUUGACUGGCCUCUAUGCCAAGCGAGGAGCUAACCAGAAGCCACUCAAGGCCUCUCAGAUCGAGUUGAAGGCUCUCAAACAGUUUAACACCAAUCUGGAGACUCUCACUGAGUGGUACUCCAUUCUCGUUCCCGUCGGCUUUUUCUACACCAAAUUUUCCGCCAACUCUCUGGGAAUCAUCUCGUUUGUGUGGACUAACAUGGUAGGACUCGUUCGAGAGGACGCUCCUUCGAUUAUCAAGCUGCUGGAGACCACUGGACUCAUUGGAGACUACGUUACCUGGAUUUCGGGUGUCACUGGUUUCUCAGCUCUCAGUGUGUGGAUCUAUCGACAUCAGGUGAGACGACAGAAGGAGCAGAAGUUGCCGGUCAUUGGUGUUCCUGAGGUUUCACUCGCACUCUUUGCUGCCGAGUUUGCCUCUCUUGUUCUGGUGCCUUCUAACCCGGCCCUCAACCAGCACACUGGGGGUCCUCGAGUUCACCCUGUAAGAUGA